Molecule: messenger RNA, 8036 nt
Organism: Grus americana (Whooping crane)
Lineage: Eukaryota; Metazoa; Chordata; Aves; Gruiformes; Gruidae
Gene: LBR
Product: lamin B receptor
Exons: 14
Coding region: 3876-5702 (608 amino acids)
Biological process (GO): sterol biosynthetic process
Cellular component (GO): nuclear inner membrane
Molecular function (GO): oxidoreductase activity, acting on the CH-CH group of donors, NAD or NADP as acceptor
Source: RefSeq, a predicted model, not a curated record
CGGGCCGCCGCCGUCCCCCUCCGUUCUGCAGCGGCACCGCGAUGUAGGGCCCGGUGCGGGGAAAGGCCGGGGCCACCCGGUGUGGCGGGGGCGCGCCGUGGGCGAGGGGCGGCUUGGCCUAGCGCGGCCCCCCCCCCCCACUUCCCCUACGGCGGAGGCCCCGCGCCAGGCCCUGGCCGGGAGUGCGGUCGGGGCGGGGCCGCGGAGCGGGGCCGAGGGGCCGGGCCUUCCCCCCGCCCCCGGCACGUGGGUCUCUUCCUGUCAACACCGCGCCGCCGCGGCCUUCACCCUGCCGCCUUUCGCGGCCCUGCGUGGGGAGUUCGAGUUCCGGAUGCUUUCCCUGCGCUUUCUGUGCUUCUGGUGAAAAGCCUUUUUAAGAGGGAAAACGUCGUUUCCUUGCCUGAGGAUCGAUAGGGUUUUAUUUUACUUUGAGGCCUAUUUGUGCUUGUUUUUAGCGGUGAAGCUGAUUUGGUUGUUUGGUUGAGCCAAGCUUGAACAGGGGUAGAUGCCUCCACCAUUAUGGAGGUAAAAAGCUAGAAAUGUGGAAUGAGGAAUGGUGAUUCUGAAAAGGUCCUGCACAGCUCGGUCUCUUUGGUGAAUUCAGUAACAACUUUCUGUGUAGGAAGCUGUGUCUUGUUAGCCUUGUCAAUGUUUUCUUUAUUUUCCUGCAUUUCUUCUUUUCUUGUAUUCAACUUGGCUCCCUCCUCUGACAUACACAAUAUUAUCUACCUGUGGUGAGAUGUCAGAAUUAGUAAGUAGAAUCACUGGAUAUGUAUGAACUUUGCUCUUCCAAAAGGGGAAACUUUGUUUAGUGGUUUAUUUAUUUAUUCUUAAAACUGUGUACCCAACUUUCGAUAAUGUGGUAUGAUUUUUCUGGUGACUACAAGCUAGCAGUCAUCUUAUUUUCUUGACAGGAGUGAAGUAUCUUUCCACAUAUCUAGUGAGAGGGUCAUUAAGACCGACCAGAAAUGGAUGUAUGGGGCAAUAUGUUUCUCUACCAUGUUUCUCUUCAAUUGUUUCAUUCUUGGUUGAGUCAGCAGUCACUUUUCUUCUUAACCAACUUCUAAGCUCCAGGGAGUUCUGUGUUAAUUGUCUUGGCUUGAUAUAGGAUACAAAAUCCUUUUGAGCCAUUCCCUUAGAGUCUGGGUUCCAAAAGGUGCAGAAAUGGUGUGGAAAAAACAAAUUUCAUUUUAGGACUAAGUGAAUAUACUUGCAAACAGGCAUCUGUACAGUACAGGGUUCAUCGUAUGAAAUAAUUUUCUUUUGAGGGUACUUGGAUAUAUAGAUUUUGAAGCCCCGUGAAUUAAAAAGUUUGUAUAGGACUACUGUGAAUAUUAGGCUGAUGCCAGCCGAUACCCUGAAAAUUAUCAGGGGUGUGUGCAGAGCUUGAAAGAACAAUAAAUUAAAAAUGUAAUUUCUAAAUUUUUUUUUAAGACUUCCUGUCUUUAUUUUUCUUGCUGUCAGUGAUGGGUUUUGUUAUCUGAACAGAUCAAGGCUGCCUUUAAAAGGUGUAGCUUUUUGAAGUGGGAUACAUGGAAUGAGGAUUGCAAACCUCCCUGCAAACAGGAGACACAGGGGUGCAAAACAAUGUGGUAAUCUUUGAUAGAAUAAGAAGUAAUAUUUACUUUUUUAUUGUUUAACGUUUAAUCUCAUUAUUAAGCUCUCUACUAUUUAAAGAAAAAAUGGAAAAAUAAGUAGAUCUUUCCAUUAAUAGAAUUGUUAAUUACUUUUGAAUCACUGGAUAAUAUUUCCACUUGCUUAAAUUUAUUUAUUAUUCUGGAAUCAUAUUGUUGAUAUCUUCCUCAGGCUGAAUUACAUAACAUUGAUUUAGCUUUAGGUCCUUCAACCACAUUUUCCAACUUCUUAAAACAAACUUCAGCUCCUUUUGAGAACAAGGUUGGAGGAGGGCAAGGUCUUUCUGCCUUUAGAAAGAAUUAAAUCAUCAGGUUUGGGCUAUCUUCAUGUUUGUAUACAAAAAUGCUGGGUUUUGAAGUUUGGCAGAGAAUUGCAUUUUAUUAUCCCUAUGAAAUUAUAUCUAAAUUUUGACGUGGUUGUUAUAAAUUGUAAAAAUCAGUUUACAUGUCCUGAGUAACAACUUUGUGAACACUUGUUUCCCUUUUUCAAAAAGGACAUAAACUCCAAAGAUUCUGUUUUUCACAACUUUGUCCUAGGAUUGGGCAGCUUUGUCCUGGUCAGGCUCUGAGUUUACAGAUGAUGCCUGAGGUGUUCCAGGUCGAGAAGAAACAGUUGGCUGGAGUGUAGGAAGUGCAACAGCAAAGAGGAAAUGAAGUCAUAGAUGAGGUUAUGACAUCUGGUGAAAGCUAUGACUGGAGUUGGUGGAGAACCAGUGUUUAGACUAUUUAUGGAAGAGGAGGAAGAAGCUGGAAGUGUGCGAGAGACUGGGGAAAGAGCAGUAGUAGACGUGGAUCUCCUAAAGAACUGUCUUUUGCUUGAGAAAACUGGGCAAGGAGACAGAGAUGGGGAUUGAGAUCAGAUCUUGAGCCCAGAGGUGGCGAAGAGGAACUGGAACUAGUUUGGUGAAAAAGGGCAGAAAAGGCAGAAAACCCACAAGGAAUUAAAGGGGAGUAAGGAGAGAAUGGAGAAGAAUUUGAAAUAAAAAUAUGGAAAUUAUAUUUCACGGAGUCAUAAGAAACAAGGCUAUGAAUUUGAGGGGGUUAAACUGACUGGGGUAAAACAGAGUCAGAGGACUGGGAAUUCAGAAAGAGUAAGAAAGUAAAAAGAGACUAAGAAACACUAGGUAGAAGACAGAUGAGCUGGAACAGCAUAUGCCUACAAGCAUAGACUAGAACUCUCGUAACUUUUCGAACUGGCAAGUAUCAGUGAAACCAAAUGAUAAAACUUACUCUUUUUGCUCCUUCAGCUACUAUACAGCAGAGGAGAUGACCACAUGUUUCUGUUCUGAAACAAUUAGGAAUAUUAGCAGUAAAAUCCACACAAGGGAAUUUUUGCCAAGUUUUUGGUUUCUUCUUGGAGAGCUACACAGGUGUAAAAUCUUAAUAACAUCAGCUUCAGGAAAUGCCACAAUGAAAGUUGAUUGAAAAGCCUCACUUAGCCCCAUCCCCCAAUGUGUUAUGAAGGUCUGUGACUGCGUAUUAACAGUAUUUUUUUGCCAAAGAAUCUUAACUUUUCACUGCAGGUUAGUUAAUGUAUAAUGAAUGAGUAUCUGGUUAAAUGUUUGUUUUCACCUCAUUUUGUGUGGCUUCACAUCUUAUUUAUAGCAAACAAGUUAAAAUGCUUUGAAACAAGAAUAUUUGCUGGUUUGUUUGUGGUGUCCCCCUCCCCAUCUCCCUACCCCCAUUCUAAGUUCCUGUGUUCAUCGUACAAAUGGUGAUAGCACAUAAGUUAGUAUGUAUUUUACCUUAGGCUUUUAAGAUACUCUCGCUUUGUAUAUUGAGGCCUGAGUCACAGACAUUCAGGUUAAAAGUAUUUUCUGCUAUGGAUACCUAUUUUCAGAUGGCAAUGACAUAAUACAAGUCACUUUUCAAAGAGUUAUACAGGACUUUACAUUUAAAAACAUAACUUUCUUUAAAUUGCAGUUGUGUGGGGUUUUUGGGGUUUUUUUGUUUUUUUUUCUGUGGACCAAGGGUAGUAGUCACUUAAACUCUCUUUUACUAAUAUCAAGUAAAAACCUUAUGGUGCAGACAGGGGAUAGAAAUCAGUUUUUCAGGAUAUUAUGUGAUUGCUCUGAUGCUGUACUUUGUUUUCCUACAGGCUGCUGCGAAAGGCAUUACAUGCCUUGUGCUAAAUAGGUGGAAAAGAGAAAAUACUCAACCCAGACAGGAGCCUAAAUCCUGGUGUUUCCUAACUUUUGAGUGUUUGGCAUAACAAAUUGAAGAAAGGAUUCUUUUUGGAAAAUGCCAAACCGGAGGUUUGCUGAUGGCGAGGUGGUGAUGGGCCGUUGGCCAGGAAGUGUCCUGUACUAUGAAGUACAAGUGACUAGUUACGAUGAUGUUUCUCAUCUUUAUACUGUUAAGUACAAAGAUGGGACUGAACUUGCAUUGAAAGAAAGUGAUAUAAAGUCACAGUCAUCAUUCAAGCACAGGAAGAGCCAGUCCUCUUCAAGUUCUCCCUCCAGAAGAAGUAGCAGCAGAUCUCGAUCUAGAUCUCCUGGUCGGCCAGCAAGAGGCAGACGUCGUUCUUCUUCCCAAAGCAGAGAACAUAAAGAUGACAAAAAGAAAACUAUUCAGGAAACCAACUUAGCUCUACUGAAACCAAGUGAGAAUAACACCAGAAGGUACAAUGGUGAACCUGACAGCACAGAAAGAAAUGACACAUCCUGCCUAAUCUUGGAGCAAAAGUCAAAACCAGACCUGGAAAUAGAGCGCGUGCUUGAACAGUACAGCUUGCGUCCAAGAAAAGAAGAGAAGAAAAAAGAAGAGAUAUAUUCGGAGAAAAAGAUUUUUGAGACAAUAAAAACAAUUGAGAAAACAUCAUCAAAAACAAAGGAGCUAGAGUUUGGUGGAAGAGUCGGGACCUUCAUGCUGAUAUUUUUCCUGCCUGCUACUGUAUUCUACUUGCUGUUGAUGUGCAAACAAGAUGACCCCAGUAUUAUGAACUUCCCUCCUCCUCUCCCAGCACUUGAAAGUCUUUGGGAGGCUAGGAUGUUUGGUCUUUUUCUUCUGUGGUUUUUCCUUCAAGCUCUGUUUUACUUACUACCAAUUGGAAAGGUUGUAGAAGGCCUGCCCCUUUCAAAUGGAAGGAAACUGCAGUACCGGAUAAAUGGGUUUUAUGCUUUUGUUUUGACUGCUGCAGCUCUUGGAACUUUAUUAUACUUUCAAUUUGAACUUCAUUAUUUAUAUGACCACUUCAUGCAGUUUGCAGUGUCAGCUGCAGUUUUUUCUUUGGCGUUGAGCAUUUAUCUGUAUAUUCGGUCCCUGAAAGCACCUGAGGAAGACCUAGCACCAGGUGGAAAUUCUGGGUAUUUUAUUUAUGAUUUUUUUACUGGACAUGAAUUAAACCCUCGUAUUGGCAGUUUUGAUCUCAAAUACUUCUGUGAAUUGCGUCCAGGAUUAAUUGGCUGGGUUGUUAUAAACUUGGCAAUGCUCUUGGCUGAGAUGAAGAUACACAAUCAAAGUAUGCCAUCUUUGCCAAUGAUACUCGUGAACAGCUUUCAGCUUCUGUAUGUGGUGGAUGCUCUUUGGAACGAGGAAGCUAUUUUAACUACCAUGGAUAUUACCCAUGAUGGAUUUGGAUUUAUGCUAGCAUUUGGAGAUUUGGUGUGGGUUCCAUUUGUCUACAGUCUGCAGGCCUUCUAUUUAGUUGGUCAUCCUACUGCAAUUUCUUGGCCUGUUGCUGCUGCAAUUACUAUUCUGAACUGUAUUGGGUAUUACAUAUUCCGUAGUGCAAAUUCUCAGAAAAAUAAUUUCCGAAGGAAUCCAGCAGAUCCCAAAUUGGCCUAUCUGAAAUUUAUACCCACUGCAACUGGAAAAGGGCUUCUUGUCACGGGUUGGUGGGGUUUUGUUCGUCACCCUAAUUAUCUCGGUGACAUCAUCAUGGCUCUAGCAUGGUCCCUACCCUGUGGUUUUAAUCACAUUUUACCAUAUUUCUACGUGAUAUAUUUCAUCUGCUUGCUUGUUCAUCGAGAAGCUCGUGAUGAACAUCAUUGUAAGCAAAAAUAUGGCUUGGCAUGGGAAAGGUAUUGUCAGCGUGUACCAUACCGCAUAUUUCCUUACAUCUACUAGAGUACUCCAGAUGCCUGAUUUGCAAAUUACUUCUAAAGUUAGUUUCUUUGCAAAUAAAAAUAUACCUCUUACCUUUGCACUUGGUCUAUUUGUUAUUUAGGCUUUUUUUUUAAAAAAAAAAAAAAGUGACCAAACAGUGGAGUGCAUCAACAGGUAUUUACAAGUAACUUAAAUAUGUGACUUAUGUGAACUGACUGUCUGUGACUUCAAUUUUUAAGAAAUUGUGAAUUUUCAAAAGUCUUGGAGCCCUAAUUUUUCAAGUUAAAUUUUAUCUAGAAUCCUGAGUUUACAUUUUUAUUGCAUUUAAUUAAGCACUGUGAUGUAAAGUAUAUUAUUUUCUUAAUACAAUAAAUACAGAAAUUCCAUCCAGUUCACUUUUUGGUGUUACUUGUACCAUCUAACUUCAGAUGUCUGACUUGGUUGCCUGAAUUGGAGGAGCAGCAGAGUCUUUUUGGUCAGUGGAGCUGGAAGCAGAGGAUUUGACCCAUGUGAGGGGCCUGUGCCGCUGGCAGCACUGCCCUGCAGCCCCAGGCUCAGAGCUGGCACAGCUCAGCUGGGGUGCUUGUUGCCCUCCUGACUUUUCAUUAAUGGGAUUUUUUUUUGGUCAGGGAGGCUCAGGUGGCCCGUCCUGCCUAGCCCUUGCAGGAGGAACAGAGGGAUGGGAUGGGGAGGAGAAGUGAAGGGGCGCAACUGUCCCCUCCCCUCCCGUCCCAUCCCUGCGUUCCUGAGGCAAUUUCAACAGGGAGCGAGGGGGACUCUGAGCUGCUGCCUGGCAGUGCCCCUGACCCUAGAGAGCAGCCACGCUUCUGGCUCAGGCUCCUGAAGGUAGAUGAUACAAACACUUGUUUCAGCUGUGGGCAGAGCUGUGGGAGUGAAUAGUGAACCCUAAUCCUGCACCUGGCAUUGAACACAGGGUAGCAAAAGGUGCAGUGUAUGUGUAUCUGACAGAAAAGAAGUACCACAGUUGGCUUAUUCUGCUCUUUGUAAAUUAUGUCUUAAUGUACCAUAGCGUUUACCAAGUGUGUAUAAUAAAGCUGCCACAUUUUUGCUGUACAGUGUUUAGAUUUGAAAACGCGAUAGCUUUUUUUAGAGACAGGAGAAAAUCAGUAACUAAAUCCAUUUCCAGUAGUCUUUUUUAAAAUGCUCAUUGAAUAAAGGUUUUUGUAAAUUAAUGUAUUAAUUCUUGAAACAAUUGAAGUGUCCAUUUAAAUACUUGUAUUGACACAUGCUAUGAAAAUACAGGAAAUGCUCCUCAAUCCAAAGUUGUUGUUUUUUUUAAUUUGGCGUUGCUACCUCAUAUGUAGGUUUUGCAUUUUGUACUGUUGCAGAUAAAGAAAAUAGCUAUUUUUUUGCUAUUGCUAUUUAAAACAACAUUUUUUACAUGAGCCUGUGGUUGAACUUGACCACUUCCUAAUAUAUUUUUGUAUAUAUUUGACUUUUUAACUAAUGUAUGUGUUUUAGUCACUAGUUUUGUUCUUUGUCUAACUGGCUGUAAAUCAGAUGCCCUUGCAGUAAGUAGAAUAUCUUAUAUUUUACUGAAAUAAUCUUGCAUUAAUUAACUAGCUUUUAUUCUGUCGUCACAACUAAGAGCUUUUCACAUACUUCAUCCAUGAAGUUUAUAGCACAAAUUGUCCAAAAAAGCUUAUUAGAAUCCUAAAUAUAGUGCAGGUACCUCUACACUUGCUUGCAGGAAGGUUCCUAAUAAAUCUGAAUGUUGCUAUUAUUCAUCAAUUAUUUUCAAUUCUUUUUAACAUGUUGAUGUAAUUGAAAUCUAGCACAUGAUUUUUUUCUUAGUAAAAGAACCCUCUAUUUUGUACACAGGCAUUUUUUAAAGAUGAUUGUACAUUUGAAGUGUAUAUAAUGUAGCUCGAUUGUUACAGUCUCCUCUGAAAAUCUGUAAGGAAAAUGUUUUAACUACUUUGAGUUGUGGAAGAAAAUAGCAGUGCCUGUAACAACGCCGAAGAGCAUUUACUCCUGUGAAGUAGCAGAUUAAACUGGGAUACUGUUUUCCAUGGUUGCUCAAUGGAUUAAUGGGAAAUAGAGCAAUCAUUUGACUGCGCCAGUUUGCAGCUGGUGGUUUCAAAUGUACUGAAGGUGCGGGGACAGUUUAACUCCUCAGCCUGUAAACCAGGAGAUGCUACUGCCAUCCCAGUUUUAUCUGUUGUCACGCAAGGUUGUUAAAAUGUAAUUCGAAGCCCUUGUCUUUCAGAAACAGACCUUGACCGGUGAUAACUUCGGUUUAUUUACAUGCUGAGUUUUAUGUGAAAUUGGUUUUGAAGUAAUUGUUUUUAAUACAAACCUAUAAACUAAAAUAAAGUUUUUGCUUAAUUUUAA